Molecule: messenger RNA, 2247 nt
Organism: Exophiala viscosa
Lineage: Eukaryota; Fungi; Ascomycota; Eurotiomycetes; Chaetothyriales; Herpotrichiellaceae
Product: heterokaryon incompatibility protein Het-C-domain-containing protein
Exons: 3
Coding region: 1-2211 (736 amino acids)
Source: RefSeq, a predicted model, not a curated record
AUGGCGGUAUCAUCAUUCGGGGUCAUCCUCUUGUGUGUAGUCAGCAUCAUCCUUCUUGCAACACCUGCCCAUGCUUUUGGGGCAGGCAAUAUCGGUUCUACAUCCAAGAUUGAAGGUCAGAAUUGGCGCCAUGGUGACCUGGAGGACACACUUCUCACUAUUGUGGCUGCUCGUGCGAUGGGCGGCAAGAACUUUGGUAAAUUAGACGUCAAAAGAGUAUAUUUCGGUAACUGGCUGAGAGACUACAGUCAGGCCGUUGAUGUUGGAACCGUCAAACAUGUCAGCGCCGAAGCAAUUCGUAUUCUGCUGUGGAUCCUGGGGUUCAUGUCGUUUGGUUAUGGCUCCGGGGAGUUCGAAGUAACGACACAGCGGCUCGGAUGCUAUCGACCUGAAGAACAUAUCGACAAUCCCAAAGACUAUGCAGACAACGAAGAUGCCAGAAAAUACGACAAACGUCUCCGUGGUCCUGUCGAUGAGCGUCGCGAACUAUCUAUCGACCCUCAGACUGGACUCAAGAACUACAUUGCCACGGAGGGGUUAGGUAUCGAUACCUCGGCUGGUCUCGUGAGGAGGCUUUUCGGUCGAUCGAUUGAACUUGGACGUCAAUACGCACACAGCAAAGACAAGGGAGAUCUCUAUGAAGCUCUUCGGUUGCUUGGAACUGCGAGCCAUUGUUUGGAGGAUUACGCUGCCCAUUCCAACUAUGUGGAGCUUGCAUUAAUCGAACUCGGCGAACGAGAAAUCUUCCCGCACGUUGGACGCCGUACGCAAAUCCAACUCCGUGAAGCACGACAUCCUGUUUAUCCAAUUGUGACCGGUACGUUUGGAGGAGUUGACUUUCUCCAUUCCGUCUGCGGCGAGUUUGACGACAAGACCACGCAAAGUGAGAUCGAAGAACUUGAGGGAACCAUGCAACAAUUUCAAAACACGAACGGAAAUUACAGCAUUGUAGAAGAUUUGUUGAACAAGAUACCCUCUGGUGUCUUGGGUGGAAAUGAUCAGGCCGGCAAGGCAGACGAGUUGAAACAGAACUCUAUGAAUCAUCAAAUGCAGAAUUCUCGCAUAUCUCCUCGACAGCCUGAGGAAUGGACGCGCUAUCUCAACGAUGUCCAGAAGCAAAUCUAUCCGAUUAUCCAAUGGCAUGACGAGAUCCUGCAGUCCAUCACCGAGACAAUCGAGCAAAUCCCCAUUCUUCCGGACCUGAUCGAGCAGAUACAAGAUGCCAUCAACGAAUUCGUCUUCAGCCUCCUUGCACCAUAUGUGCUUCCUAUCAUCAAUCAGGUCAAGAAGGAACUGAAUACUGGAUCGAGCCAGAUCAUCAAGUCCAGCCUGGAUAAGCAACACGUCGUGUUCAAGGACGAUAAUUCCUCAGAUCCGACCCACUCAAUGUUGUCGAAAGAUCACUUCUCCAAUGUUCUCAACGAGCCUGCUGGCAAAGUUGCUCGACAAGUGAUAGAAUGGGUGGUUCCUCAAAUAAUUGCUUGCUGGGACGACGAACGCAUCGAUAUUGGGCGCACACUCAACCGCAUCAUACAAGGCGUCCUUCAUCACCCAGCACUACGUGAUCAUGGGCAGGACGGAGCUGGGGAUGGUCGCCAAUUGAUGUUCAGGGUGGUAGAAAAUUGGUGGCGGAGCAAGAGCGAGCAGGAAAGAGACAGCCUGCGUGAGCAACUCAGCCGCCGUGGAGUCGAGAAUGGGAAGAACCACAAACCGGGAGUCAAGGACCAUGGUCAUGGCAGUCACCGCCCACUGGGUAUGGCUAAUGUGAACCCCAACAAGCCGUCGUCUGUGGCCAGCAUAGCGUUCAACGGCGGCCAAAAUCCUCGGCCUUCCGACCUUCCCAUAGACCAAUUGAGCACAAUGGCUGGUGCAGCAGUUGGUGGUGGAGUUCUUGGAUCUCUUGUCAGUGGCGUUGCCAGUGACCUUGGAAGCAGCUUACUUGGUGGAGGGCUCGAUCAAAACCAGAGCACGUACCAGCACGAGUCCUACAGUCAAAAUGGCGCCUUCACCCAGACCAUAACGCAACUCGGGCAGUCACCGUCGGGUGACCGCUUCGGGCAAGCUCAGUUCUCACGAACCACAGGUCCUUUCGGGCAACAACCGCACGAAGAGUAUGAUCGGUUCGAGCAGAGCGAGCAUGGAGGUCACUUGCAGAGUCAAGUCCACCACGAAGAACGCACAACUACCACGUACCAUGAGGAGACUCGGUAAGUCUUCAUGACUGACUCAAGUGAGCAAACGCCCUGA